Silurus meridionalis is the source of this 4703-nucleotide messenger RNA. It is a transcript of the gene dbpa, whose product is annotated as D site albumin promoter binding protein a. The record is from RefSeq and is a predicted model, not a curated record. Bases 1114 to 2175 code for a protein of 353 amino acids. The transcript is spliced from 4 exons. Gene Ontology annotation, molecular function: RNA polymerase II cis-regulatory region sequence-specific DNA binding; DNA-binding transcription factor activity, RNA polymerase II-specific. Gene Ontology annotation, cellular component: nucleus. Gene Ontology annotation, biological process: regulation of transcription by RNA polymerase II. Lineage: Eukaryota; Metazoa; Chordata; Actinopteri; Siluriformes; Siluridae.
GCUUGAGCUGGGCCACGAGUUUGUAAACCUGCUGAUAAUAAUAAUAAUAGUGUUUUUGGUGUAUAAUAUUAAAAACUUAAUUUUUUCCUCUGAUACUGCUAUAUACAAAAUGUUCAUGAAAGCAUUAAAUGUACAACGCUUCCAUGACGUAUUAGGCUUUGAAAAUGCACAAUUGAACAAGAAAAAAAAAAAACAGAAACAUGUCCGUCAGUAUAAAGUCCAGCCCCGGUCUCAUAAGAAUCUUUAAAAAAAAAAAAAAACGGACGAUAUUAAUAUUAAUGAGCCCCGCCCACACGUCGACAAUUUAUUCAUGAGCCCCGCCCCUCAGCGCAUCCCCUUCGUCCCCGUGAGAGGUGACGUCACGCGAGCUCGCCCGUGUUCGUUCCAGCUGACCGUAGCCGCGAUCCCGAGCGCUCGUCUCACUGCGUCGGAGCGGGCGAUGGUUGCAAAUAAAUAACGAUAAGAGGGAAGAAAGCGUGAUUAAAAAAAAAAACAUCAACAACAACUAAAAAGAAAACGGUGCAGCAGAUCGUUCUUGCAACCGAGUGUGUGAAAUGACAAUCCGACUUAAUGGAGAUGAAACGAUUUGACGCGUUUUAAAGCCCCGUCGCACCGCCGGCUCUAAUGGACGCCUGUCGUUUGCGGCUCAUCCGCUUUUUUUCGGGGAAUAUUUUCAUCCGGGCCCGAAGGAGCCCCAGCUCAGAUUGGUGCCAAAUGCCAGCGAAUCCGCGGACUGAGCUGAGUCCGGAGUGGAAGCUUCAAUCCGGUGCCUCCAACUUUUGCUGAGAUCAGAAACCGAGAAGCGUCCUGAGCGCCAGGUUUAAACGUGAGACGCGAUCAGAAGAUGGAUCACAGCGCAUCUGAAUAGAGAGAUCCCCCUAUUGCAUGCCCAGGAUCAACCAUAAUAAUCAUAAUAAUCAUAAUAAUAAUAAUGGAUGGAGUCUAAAGCAUUCUGGAUGCUGUUUGAGGUGUAAACCCUCUCCUAUCCUCUUAUAAAUGGUCAGCUGAUGUGAUCCUCAUCCUUCCUAUCUGUCACUCAUUAUAUCUUAUUAUUAUUAUUAUUAUUAUUUUCAAAUUUGUGAUUCUGAAAGUGAUCCCAAGUCUACUCAGGCUAUGUCCAGGCCUCUUUCACAGCUUUUACCUCCUCCAGAUCUUCCCUCUGGAGGUAGUGCACAGUUUGGCCCUGCUCCUUCAGCACCCAAUGGGCACCUGGGCUCAGUGGCAAGCCUGAAGUCUCUUCUCCAGCUUCCUAUUAAAGGAGACAGUAGAGGGAAAGACUGCUGUGAGAUGAUUGAUCAAGACAAAUCGCUGGACUCUGACGAGGAUUCGCUGGGAGGAAUCGGCACCGGCGCCAAUGGCACCAUGCGUAGCUCAUCACAGACAGCUUUCCUGGGGCCAUUGCUGUGGGAACGCACUCUGCCGUGCGACGGAGGCUUGUUCCAGCGGCAGUUCAUGGACUUGGAGGAGUUCCUGACGGAGAACGGGAUGGGGUGCAUGCCACUGGGCAACACCUCUGGCAGUCAGGCCCUCAUUCCCUCGCAGAGUAUGCAAUCAGCCAUUCCAAGCCAGAGCUCCUCGCCGUCUCCCGGCUCCUCCUCAGCCUCGUCCAUCUCUUCCCUCUCAUCUUCAUUGUCCUCGUCCUCCAUUCUGGGACUAGACGUGCCACAGGUCCCUACCCCAGGAAUGAUGGGAAGUCCAGAGUGUCUGCACGGUGGACAGGUUGUGCAGCAGGACCCAUCUCCCAGCUCGUCCUGUGCACCUCCACCAGUUCCCAGCACGGGUGCCCCUGCGGCUGAUGUCAUCGUCAACUUUGACCCCGAUCCUGCUGACCUGGCCUUGUCCAGUGUCCCGGGGCAGGAAGCGUUCGACCCACGGCGACAUCGAUUUUCUGAGGAGGAACUCAAGCCUCAGCCUAUGAUCAAGAAGGCUCGCAAAAUGUUGGUGCCUGACGAGCAGAAGGAUGACAAGUACUGGAGUCGGCGUGUAAAGAACAACGAGGCGGCGAAGCGCUCACGUGACGCACGGCGCCUUAAGGAGAACCAGAUAUCCGUCCGGGCCGCUUUCCUCGAGCGAGAGAAUGCAGCGCUCCGACAGGAAGUGGCUGAUAUGCGCAAAGAGCUCGGCCGAUGUCGCAACAUCAUCAAUAAAUACGAGAAUCGCCAUGGAGACUUAUGAAGAGAAGAAACGUGUUUUUUUUUUUUUUUCUUGAACAAAGAAGAAGUUUGGUUUUCUUGGAAAAAAGCAGUUUGAAGGCAGGGCUGUCAAACCACACUCAGAAAUUCUGCAGAUUUCUUUUUCUAAACAUGCACUACAACAAUCGUUUCCUGCAACAUGGCAUUGUGCAUGACUGCAGCAAAGAGUUGCUCAGUAAUCCAAGUCAAAGGGAAUGCUCACAAAGUCUAUAAGAAACACUUUCAUAUGUUUCUUUUGGUUGUAACACUAAACCCUACACUCUUUUUUGCCAUUUUCAUGCUUGUGUACAUUUUUAAGGGUCGGUCAUCGACUCAGUAUUCGGUGUUGCUCCGACUUUAUGAGCGUUUCUUAAUUCUUGUUAUUUUUCUUAAAAAAAGAUUAUGCAGAUGACACUGGUAAUAUUUUGUAUGACAAAAAAAUAGACCUUGUAUAUUUUUGACACGGCUACAGACAAAAUCAACGAAUAGAGGAAUAGAAGCGGAGCAGAAGAUCAGCACAAAAAGUUUCAGGCAGGAAAAUUGUAUAUUUUUAUACUUACAGGUGCAGACAGGCAAAGAGAUUUUGGAAUUCAAUUUUUACCUCUAUAUUUUAUAUAUAUGGGGGUGGGUCAGGGAAUUUGUGAAGAAAGAGGUCUAUAUGAAGAUGCUUUUUUUGAAAUCAGGUCGCUUAGCGUUGGCUGAUCCGAGAAACCCAAAUGAAAGAAUGACAUGGUUCAAGAAUGGACAGAGAACAAUCAUAGCAAUGAUGGCUGGCUGUACUGCCAUGAACAGCCUGCAUAAAAGUAAACGACAAAAAUAAGUGUUUUUGAAAUUCUAUUAUGGAUUUUAUUACAGUACCUUGUUUUUUAUGUCGGAUUCUUUUUUUCCGGAUUUUUUUGUUGUUUUUUGAGUUUGAAAGCAAACAGCAGGAGGUCUGGACAUUACACCCUGUCACUACAUUAGAGGAAUGGAUGUACAAACAAUUUUCCAUGUAUAUAUUUAAUCCUAUUGUAUUCCACAUACAACACACAUACUUAUACACAAACUGGACCUUUAACUGCAUGUGUGCAAUCCAGAUGUCUUUUUAGUCAAGACACAUAAUCAAAGGUCUUUCAGCUCAGUGGUAUUUCACACAAUCCCUUUCUCGCAAUCCCUGAUUUUCGGAUUUUUCUAAAACGGUGUUUUUUUUCAUUUUUGUCCAAAUUGAUUUGGCAGUGAGUGGAUUGCAUGGUAGCUCAUAUUUUCUUUUUUUUUUUGUAUACUGUAUGAUCAGCACGGACAAACAAAAUACCCACAUGUUGUUCCUUUUGGUACAGAUUCUUUGCACUAACUGUCUCUGUUGAAAUUGUAAGAGAAAUCUUAAUCUAUUAGAAGUGUUAUGUGAAGUCCCAAACUAUAUUCUAACAAAAUGAAUGCACCCUGAUACUACUGUAAAGAAAUAUACUAUUAUAUAAAAGUUAUAAUGACCUAUAUGAGAUUAAAGUAUUCUAUCACUAGGUAUGUCUGUAAAUAUCGAUAUCAAUAUAUGUGAAUAUGUGAUUGUAGAGGUAAUUUGCAUAAAUGUAGUAUAUACAGAAACUUAUUGCUUCACCAAAAGUAACCUACACUCAGAAAACCACAAUCGAAAUCAAUUAGCAAACUAACUUUACGGGAUGAUAAUCAGAGAAAGUUUUUUUUGGGACAGAUGCCAAAAAGAUACAGGACCCUUCAAAACUAUUGGCACCUUUUACAAAAAUUUGCAGACAAUAAUAUCUAAAAAAAAUAUAACAUGCAAUGCGUGACAUUUCAAGUCCACAUUGACAUUGUAAAGUUUUCUUAGAUUUUUUUAAAUUUAAAAAUUUAAAUUCUCUGAUGUCUGCCAUACAUCAGAUCAAGUGGUCAAUAAUUGGAACUGCAACAAAGUGCUAUAAAAGUCCAUUGGGGUAGGAAUCAUGCUGCCCCAAUGCAAAGUUGCCAGACUGGGCUAGUUAAAAUAUCUCAGUGGCUGAGCAGUUCUUGUGUUAUAUUUAUAUUAUUUUGUUAUAAAAACAAACAAAAAUUAAACAAAAAAAAGAGAAUCCUUCUUUUUCAAUGUUUGAAUUUUCUGGGCAAGUUUCAGGUCUUUUGUGAAUUUAUUUUUUUUUUUUUUUUUUUUUUUUUUAAAAGAUGUACUUGGGCAGGAAAGUUUGCCGAAACCUGGCAACACGUGUCAGCACAAAGUGUCCACAUGUAGAGAACUCUUUGUCCACACCUCCAUGCAGAACAUUUAAGCUUUUUUUUGGGUAUAUUCUUAGGUUUGUAUAUGUGAACUUCCCUCUUCGGUUUCAAGAUGUUUCGAAUCCAGAGAACAAGUAUUUGUCUCCUAUAUUGUAUCCCCCCAACCCCAAUGGUAAUGGAUGAAAAAGGGAUUUUACCUGUGUGCAGCCUCAUUUCUAUAUCCCAGGGAAACAGGACACGGUUACAGGCAAAAACAGAGUUCCUGUGCAAAUGCAAAAUAAUAUACUUUUUGAGAAUGUCAGUGUGUUUUGCAUUUAUUAUAAUAUAUAUAUAUAU